AACUGUGGGCGCUCGUUUUGAGUCCUGGCUACCACCUGCUGCUGCGGUAUUGGGAGAAUUACGUUUGAGUUAACGAGCUCCACCCAGGCGGACGGCCGUAGGGGAUAAUCUCAAGCGUCCCCCUACACACUAGCUUGAAGCGGUGUUCGUUUCGGUCUCUCCCUGCCCGCCUCCUCCGUCUCAGGUCGGUGAGCUUUACUACCGAACGACCAACACCAAGACACAUGACAUUUUAAACUCCGGUAAUUAAACUAUAAAGGUAAGUAGAUCCAUAAACCCCAGUGAAGCCGCAGGAAUGUCAAAUGAGUGCAUCUGUGCAGUUAGCUACGGUCGUGUGUGCACUGCUAAGCUAACGUGUGAUGUUAAAGAUAACAUGAGCUAAUAUCUGUCAGACAUGACACAAUACUGUGGAAGCAUUAGCUAACCUUACAUAUUAGCUAACCUACGUACCAGACAUGGCGUCUGAUGUGGAUUUUCAUUCAAUGUCAUCGAAGCCAUUUGUCAACAAGAGCUCCUCGAGUUAAUGUUACAUAACUGCAUGCAACUAAGUGAAACAUCCUAUAUUAUUUUUGCUCUCCCCCUUAUGGUGGGUACUUAUCCGGUUCAUGGGACAUGUCGUUUGCAUGGACUAGGUGUCAAAUCCACUGAGCAUAUUAGGAAUCAUUUUAAUAUCAUAUUUGUCAUUAGAUUUCAUGGAUAAUGACACUGCGUUGAACUUCUAUUUGGAAAAACUUAAUGGCAUUGCAGGCUUGUCUUUGAGAGCUUGCAAACAUGCAGGGCGUUAAGAUAUCUGCUUUAAUGUAGUUGUUUUUGACACUGUUGCCUUUGUGUUAGAGCUGUUGAGAUUUAUUAAACCUGAUUCUCCAUGUCUCUCUGUUUGUUGUGUCUGCAGGCUGGAUGAGUGGGCCAACCUUCUCCUCGCCCUCUGUAGAGGUGGCUGAGAUGAACCGUAUACAUUAUGAGUUGGAGUACACAGAGGGCAUAAGCCAGCGCAUGCGAAUCCCAGAGACCCUCAUGGUGUCCUCAGAAAAGCAAACAGGGUCUCUGCCACUCCAGCAUCCCCUGCCAGCUCACGCAUCCAUCAUGCAGGUGCCAGAGAGGAUUGUGGUUGCAGGUGAGAGCUGCAGACAAGGACUUCAUUCAAAGAGAGGAUGGCAGAAAAACCCUUAUGUAAAUGAUUAUACCGAAGCCUAAAACUGAUUCAGAAGCCCACAGGUCACUACACUGUUGUCCCUCAAAAUGAUUUUUAUGAUUUUCCUCUCACAUUGACAGGUGAUGACGGGGAUGCUUUGUUUUCUCGUCCUCGAGACCUGGACCUGAUUCAGUCCAUCCCCCCUAUGGAUCUUCUAAACAUGAAGGCCCCACCUCGUGUCCUCACUCUUUCUGAGCAGCCUCUGGACUCCCUUGAAACUGAACAAACUCCCACCUCACAGAGCAACUCCAGCCAGGCUGUAAGCAUCAGGAAUUAGCAUAGCUUGACUCUGAUCUUGGUAGUGCUUUACCAACAUGAUAUCCCAGCAUUAUAUGAUGAGAAAGAUGUAGCAGGCUGGAGCCAAACAGUCAAUAGACAUAUGGCUUUUGUAUAAUGUUAUAUCUUCAUUUACCUAUUAUAAUACAUUAGCCACAACUCCAACUUUAAAAUCACAUCAAUGUUAAACUGGGAUUUCACGUAGAACAAAGUGUCUGUACAAAAAAUUAAUCAUUCUUCAACUUAAGUUGUUAAGUUGUUAAUGAGCAACAUCAUACCAACAGUAGAGGAGAGUAUGAAGAAAAGUGCAGACGACAUAAAAAACCAAACUGAUCAAACAGCACCUAUAGUCAGAGCCCUCUGCUUGUGUUUUGAAUUUGCUAAAGAUUAACCCAAAGAUGACAAGCUUUACACAAAUUUAAGGACAGAUUGCUUAUCAACAAAAGAAUCUAAACUAUUACCUAUCUCUAAAUCUUAUCUUAGUAGUAGUUAUUGGGGUGCAAUUUGAAAACAAAAGCACAAACAGGAUUUUAAAACACAGGCCAGUCUUGAAAUUAUAGAGUAACAUUAGUCCAGUAACGUUAGGUCUCUAGUAAGGCAAGACUAAUUGCUGCUGGCAUGCUUGCAGAGACUAGCCUGAUUUGAGGGAUAAACCUACAAUAAUUGUUUUUACCUUUUAAACUAUUGAUUUAUUUCAAAUCUGUGUGUCAUUCUUAGGCCCAAGUUCAUGCUCGAUCUCGAAGGGAGCGCAGUGCGAGUGAGAACAUGGGUGGUCGUCACAGCAGAGUUGACAUGAGGUAAGUGCUCAUCUAUAUUCCAGACACCUGUUUCAUUGAUGCUGUUUUUCAGUCAGAGAUUCUAUUUUUAUCCCUUGUUUGGUUAAAAAUAUUCCCUUCCUUUGCUGUCUCUCUCCACUCAUCCUCUUGUCUCCCUGCCAGCGUAACCCCUUCCCCUUCUGCCCCUCCAGUACGCUUGUGUCCCCCCCUCUGUUCUCCAGAGGAUGCAAACAUCAACCUAUUCACAGCUGCAGGGUUCCUGUCGUAUGUCCAGUCAACAACACGCCGGGCUUAUCAGCAGAUCCUGGAAGUGCUGGAUGACAGCAACCGCAGGUGAAUCCUUUUUUGAAACUUGUACAUGAUCAAGAUGAGAAGUAAGAUUUGUGGAACAUUGUGACUUAAAGGAGAGGUCAAUUCUGUUGUUAGAAGAUCAUCUUGAUAUUCAUGGGGUUAUGUAGCCCUAACUCACUUUCUAGUCCUGUAACCUGUGUGAUAUGGAGGUUGUUUUUAACAGUCUUCUCUUGUCAGCUGACCUUAUUUGUGUCGUCAUUUUUGGGCUGUUCAGUGCAGGGCAGAAACAAUAUAAGAUCACUCUUUCCAUUGUGUGCUUGGAGGAAAUUAGUGUUGGAAUAAAUCUUCCAUGUCAUGAUAGUUUCUGUUGCUGUGCAGUUACUUGUCUAGACUGUUUUUAUUAUGAAUUUUAUAUUUAUGAUGAAUUUAAACUGAGUUAUGUUGAUCUUCAAAGGACACAUCUGGACCUGGCCCUUGAUAUGAACCAUGAUGAGUCUGGUCUAAUGGAUGCAUCCUCUCUGCGAAGACAGGUAUACCAUUUCUCAGAGCAAAGGAAAGCCCAUGUGGCUUAAAAGUGAUUACUAUGCUUCACCUCAGCUUUGGUUUACAUCUUGUCCUAUUUUUAGGUGUAUAGUUUAUUAGGAGUAGGGCACUGGGAGGACAUGCUACCACAACAAGCUUAAGCAUUUUGAACCCGGCUGACAACAAAGGAUGCUGGCAGAGAAGCACACAGCAAAUGAUUAAUGAAAAAGGCUUGUUAGAGAUACUUGGUCAUAGACAGAAUGUUCGAAAAUGAAAUCACAAAAUGAAAUACAUAACAAAUAUGAGUACCACUCACAUACUUGGUUUAAUUGGCUUACAUGCUCUCUUUGUAAUUAGCACUAUUGUUCAAAUGCUGUCAAUGUGCCAGAAAAUGGUUAUCAUACAUGCAUACUUUGUACCACACAAGUACUUAAGUGUAAAAUGUUUUUCAUGUUGUCAUUCAGAUAGUGAAGCUGAACCGGCGUCUGCAGCUGUUGGAGGAAGAAAACAAAGAACGCUCCAAACGAGAAGUGAUGCUGUAUUCUGCAACAGUUGCUUUCUGGCUUAUUAACACCUGGCUUUGGUUCCGACGCUAGGAUGGGAUGAGACGGAGUCUCCCAAAACACUGGAAGCCAAAGCAUUUCCUUGUUAGAGGUGACCAUUGAAAUUCAGAUGUAGUUUUUCCAAAUCUUAAAAUCUAAAAUCAAACACUGUUAACCAAAAGACAUUCAGUAAUAAUAUCCGCAAUCCUCUCAAGCUAGCUUCAUGACAGGAUUUUAAAUAGAAAAUUUGAUGCAGUCAAGACAAGAUCAGAAACAGUAAAGCAUAACCUAUGUUUACAAAACCAUUUACACACAUGUGUUGGUUUCUACUCUAAUGCUGCCUCAUCUCACUCACAUAUUUACACCAGACUACAAACUGGUUGUAAUGGCAAACAGCAUCAGAAGAGUAAGAGGUAAUGCUCAAGGCAGCAAGUCUUACAUUCAGAGUUGUAACUAUCUGUUCAAUUUCUGUGUUAACUGACAAGACAAAGCACAAUGAGACCACUAAUGUUUCUUCUGAUGCUAACUGGAGUUUAGGAGUGACGGUACAUUGCACAAAUCAUAUGGACAACAGGAGCCAGCUUGAAGUUGCAAAGGAUCUGGCAAACCUGACCAUUGUGAAUAAACACCGCAAACUUGCUUUCAUACCUCUCCACCAGUAAAAUACGCACUUCAGAUUUAUAAGCUCUAGGGACAGAUCAGAGGGUAAACAAGGAUUUACUUAAGCCAUGAAUGUUUUGGGAACUUGGCUCAAUCUAGAGCUGUAGUUACAGGACCAAACCUCAGAUCUGACCCCUCUUGUCUGCUUAAUAUAGGAGGUGUCUUAGUUUUGUCAAAAACUUCCUUUCUUAAAGUGUCAAAGUCACUUGAAUUAUUCUGGAGAUGCCAUAUUUACCCUGAAUGUCAUUUAAGUUCUGCAUAACCCAAAACAUUUUGUACAGCACGUCUCAUAUUGUUGAGAUGUUUGUAGUUUGUCCCUUCAUUAUUUUAACGUCUUUGGCGGCCUCAUUUGCCAAAAGAUUCAAUUAUAAGCUAGACAAAGUGGUGACUGGGAGAAGAAUACAUUCUUAGUAAGAGGUGCUAAGAGUAUUUUCUGUACAGUGAUGAUGUUUUCCAUGCUGUUUAUUUGAUGUAAUAAUUUUAUUUCAAGAGAAACUGACCACUUGUCUUUUUCCAUAAGCUAACUACAGAGCCACAAGCAUGGACUGUGGUUUCACUCAUCGUACAAUGUGAAAUAAAUUAAAGAGCUACUGUGUGUCUCAUUGUGUGUAAAAGAUGGCUAUGUAUAUGAAAUAUUGAUGUCAUUAUUUUUCAUAAUAAAACGAGUGUGUAUCCAACGGGGGUUAACUUAUAAAAUGUUGCUGUGAAAAAUAUAGUUUCUCUGAAGCACUGUACUUCUCAUUGAUGAUGCUGAUUUUGUAGGUUGAGGUUAAUAUUUAAUUUUCUUUGCAGAAGGUGAUGAUGUGAGUCACAUUUUGCAGUGUGAACAUUCAUUGUUUGUUUAUAUUUUGCAGUAAUAAAUGAUGGAUGUUGAAGUCU
Xyrichtys novacula (pearly razorfish) is the source of this 5138-nucleotide messenger RNA. Lineage: Eukaryota; Metazoa; Chordata; Actinopteri; Labriformes; Labridae. The record is from the annotation of a GenBank genome assembly.